CAGUUAACCCGGCGUUGAGUGACCGAGAAGCGUGGAAGAGCCCAUUAUGUAGCGAAGGGCGUAGGCAGUUAAAAUAGUUUUUUUUCCCGCUCUUUCCCUCGGAACGCUGCCAGGAAGUUGUGCCUCAUUUUGGCUCCAGCACCCUGGGGUCUCUCUCUUGAGACAGGGCUUCAGUCAUCAUCGCCGUGACCCCCCAGGAACAGUCCCCGGUUCCCCUUGUUGCAGCACAGAGCAUGGUGAAACUAGCUGCAAAGUGCAUCCUGACAGGUGACUCAGCAGUAGGGAAGAGUGCCCUGGCCCAGAUGUUCUGCAAUGAUGGAGCUCAUUUCCAGAAAAACUACACACUGACGACGGGCGUGGAACUGUUGGUGAAGACUGUAUCUGUUCCAGAGACAAGUGAUAGUGUGGAACUCUUCCUUUUUGACUCAGCGGGGAAAGAACUAUUUUCUGAGAUGAUGGAGAAACUGUGGGAGCAGCCCAAUGCCCUGUGUAUUGUGUAUGAUGUCACCAAUGAACAGUCUUUCAACAACUGUGCCAAGUGGCUGGAGAAGCUGAGAGCACAGACACUUGGAAUGCACCUUCCAGGUGUUUUAGUGGGAAAUAAAACAGACCUGAUUGGUCGACGAGUUGUGGAGCAGAAACAGGCACAGGAGUGGGCUGAGAACCAUGGCCUACAAUACUGUGAGACAUCAGUGAAGGAGAUGGAGAACAUCGAAGCCCCAUUCCACAUAUUGGCAAACUCAUUCCACCGACUGUACAGAGAGAAAGUGGAAACCUUUCACUCACUAGUGUGAGGGCCUUGGGUAUAGCAACUUGCUUAGCCCCUGUGGGGUAUCUUUUAGUCUGGAAACACCCUGAUGCCUAGAAUCCCGCAGACUGGAAGAUGGAGAGAAAGUGAGAGAUGAGAUUUUUUUUUUCCCCCCUUGUGACCAUUUCCUGACCAUUCAGAUUAAACCGGAAAUAAAUAUGGGGAAAGGCAGCCUUUCUGAGGUUGA
Trachemys scripta elegans is the source of this 995-nucleotide messenger RNA. It is a transcript of the gene IFT27, whose product is annotated as intraflagellar transport 27. Gene Ontology annotation, molecular function: GTPase activity; GTP binding. The record is from RefSeq and is a predicted model, not a curated record. The transcript is spliced from 8 exons. Lineage: Eukaryota; Metazoa; Chordata; Testudines; Emydidae. Gene Ontology annotation, cellular component: Golgi apparatus. Bases 234 to 794 code for a protein of 186 amino acids.